AAAACCAAGAACAUAAUACCCUGCUUUUUUUUUUCGAGUGCUUUUGCUCCAUGACCAAUUUAUGGCUCAAGUUCACCACGCGCACCUACACGGGCUAAUGAUCAUAUGGAAAUUCACUUCUUGGCCAAAGUGACUAAAAACUUCCUCGUCUCUUGCGAAACAGGCUGUCAACAUUUUAUUUGUCCUUGCUUCUACAAACAGACACCACUCAAUCUCCACCACUCCUCUCCUGCCAUGGAAGUCACUCUAUCAUCAGCAGCUUCAGCUUCAACACUGAAAAACGCUAACGUCUUUGCAACUUCCAUCACUCAAAAAUUAAACACCUCGAUCCUAACAUGGCCUUCUUCUACAAAUCCCAAAGUGCUACAUCUUUAUUUCCCCAAGAAUCCUGUCCAAAGAAUCAACACCUUUCUUUCUCUCACUCGUUGCUCCACAAAACCAGACACCAACACAAACAACGAAACUGACCAAACUUCUACCCCUGAAUCCAAUUCAAAUCCAGAGCCCCAAUACCCAUCAACAACCAUUUCUUCAAAUGAUUCGCUGCCCUCCAAUUCUUUGCCAUCACAGUCAUUAUCUAGGGGAUUGGUGUUUGAUUUGGGUCCCUCAAAUUCAUGGGACGGCAAAGAAAUUGGGUCACCGGUGGUGAAAAGAUUCUUGAGUGACGAGGAAGAGAGAUGGUACAUGUGGUACCAUGGGAAUUCUAGUCAAAACUCAGGCUCAGCAGAUUCAAUAGGACUAGCAGUUUCAAGCAAUGGAAUUCACUGGGAAAGAGGGGUAGGGCCGGUUAGCUCCAGCGGUGAUGUGGGUUCGGUUAUGAAGUGUGGUCAAGAUUGGUGGGCAUUUGAUACAAUGAGCAUUAGGCCUGGUGAAGUGGUUGUAAUGUCAAGUUCAAAAGUCAGAGCUUCAAGUGCUGUUUACUGGCUUUACUACUCUGGUUUUAGUUCUGAGAAGGUGGAUUAUACGGAUGAUGAUUCCUUGGUGUUCAGUUUAGAAAACCCAGAAAGGUUUUGCCUUGAUAAUGUGAAUAAUGGGAAUGUUGAUAAAGGGAGGAUCUUUAAGUCUCUGCCUGGUCUGGCAAUGAGUCAGGAUGGGAGGCAUUGGGCUAGAAUUGAAGGGGAACAUCACAGUGGAGCUCUGUUUGACGUGGGGUCUGAGAGAGAGUGGGAUUCUUUGUUCAUUGCUGGUCCACGGGUUGUUUUUCAUGGUAAUAGUGAUCUUAGAAUGUAUUAUCACUCGUUUGAUGUGGAAAGUGGGCAAUUUGGUAUUGGGAUUGCAAGGUCAAGAGAUGGGAUUAAUUGGAUGAAGUUGGGGAAGAUAAUUGGAGGAGGAAAAAUCAGUUCUUUUGAUGAGUUUGGUGCACUAAAUGCAUGUGUUGUGAGGAACAAGAAAGAUGGGAGGUAUUUGAUGGCUUAUGAGGGUGUCGCUGCUGGUGGAAAGAGGAGUAUUGGAUUGGCAGUGUCUCCUGAUGGAUUAAGAGAUUGGAGGAGAUUUCAAGACGAGGCAGUGCUGGAGUCAUCUGUGAAAGAUGGAUGGGAUAACAAGGGAGUUGGAUCACCCUGUUUGGUUCAAAUGGACGGGGAAGUUGAUGAAUGGAGGUUGUAUUACAGAGGAGUUGGCAAUGAGGGAAGGACUGGAAUUGGAAUGGCAAUUUCUCAAGGAAAUGAUGUUAGUAGUUUUAGACGAUGGACAGGAUUCCAUUUAUAAGAUAAUGUGAACUAGGUGAUUUCGUUUUCUUUUGUUUACUUGUUAUCAUCAUCUAGAUCCAUUGUAGUUUGCUCAUGUGCACGAAGCUAUUGUAAUCUGAGUUUUAGUAUAUUAAUUUGUUUUUCUCACCA
Populus trichocarpa (black cottonwood) is the source of this 1838-nucleotide messenger RNA. RefSeq lists its product as uncharacterized. The transcript has a single exon. The coding region runs from base 106 to 1707 and encodes 533 amino acids. NCBI's taxonomy places the organism in Eukaryota, Viridiplantae, Streptophyta, Magnoliopsida, Malpighiales, Salicaceae. The record is from RefSeq and is a predicted model, not a curated record.